AUGUCCAAAUUCACCCUCAAAUGGGGCAUCCUAGCCACCGGCGGCAUCGCUGAGACCUUCGCCCGCGACCUGUACCCGAACCCAGAAUGCCGUGGUGUCAAGGAUAUCGAACACAAAGUCGUAGCCGCCGCUUCUUCUUCCUCAGUCAAGCGAGCUCAGGACUUCCUGAAAGAGGUUCGAGCCGUAGACGAUGCCAAGGCUUAUGGAUCGUACGAGGAGCUGGUGAAGGACCCGAAUGUGGACAUCAUCUACGUUGCUACGCCUCACUCGCACCACUACCAAAACGCCAGGCUAUGUCUGGAAGCCGGGAAGAACGUGAUUUGUGAGAAAGCCUUUACAUCGAACGCGCCUCAGCUUGAGAAGUUGAUUGAGAUUGCGAGGGAGAAGAAGCUGUUCUUGAUGGAGGCUGUGUGGACUCGAUACUUCCCACUCUCCAUCUACGUCCGCGACAUCAUCACAUCCGGCAAGAUCGGCCCCGUAUCUCGCUGCUCCGCCGAUCUAAGCAUGCACAUGAUCCCCGAAAAGACCUUCGACGACUCCCACCGCAUGGUCAACCCCGACCUAGCCGGCGGCGCCCUCCUCGACCUAGGAAUCUACUCCCUAACCUGGGUCUUCCAAACCCUCUACACCACGCAAAAAGACCCUAAGGCCCCCUCCGUCCUCAGCACGAUGCGGAAAUACAAGCUCGGCACCGACGAGCAAACCUCCAUGCUCCUCACCUUCCCCGCCACCUCAGAUCGUGGUGAAGCCCAUGGUAUCGCAACGACGGGAAUGCGCACCUCGGCCGACCCGGACAGCAAAGCCACCGCCGGCCCCAGUAUCCGCGUCCAAGGCGAAGAAGGUGAAAUCCAAGUCUUCCACCCCGCCUUCCGACCCACCAAGACCAAGCUUAUCCUCAAAGACGGCACAGUCGAAGAAAAAGACUGGCCGCAACCGGGUCCGGGUAAAGGCAGCGGCUGGAAGAAUGGGUUUGGCGGCGGAUGGCAGGAAGAGGGGGUGGGACAGGGGAUGUUCUGGGAAGCGGACGAGUGUGCGUUUGCGCUCAAGGAGGGGAGGAAGGAGGGCAAGUAUGAGAGUUUGCAGGAGAGUUUGGAGAUUAUGCGGGUGAUGGACACGGUGAGGCAGCAGAAUGGGAUGAAGUUGCCGGAGAAGAUUGAGACGCUGGAUUAUCCUGUCAAGUUGUAG
This is a messenger RNA of Recurvomyces mirabilis, 1185 nucleotides long. RefSeq lists its product as uncharacterized. The transcript has 2 exons. Bases 1 to 1185 code for a protein of 394 amino acids. Lineage: Eukaryota; Fungi; Ascomycota; Dothideomycetes; Mycosphaerellales; Teratosphaeriaceae. Gene Ontology annotation, molecular function: nucleotide binding. The record is from RefSeq and is a predicted model, not a curated record.